Molecule: messenger RNA, 942 nt
Organism: [Candida] anglica
Lineage: Eukaryota; Fungi; Ascomycota; Pichiomycetes; Serinales; Debaryomycetaceae
Source: the annotation of a GenBank genome assembly
AUGUCUCGAUCCAGAAAUAACGGCAAUUCUCCUGAUGAACAUGAUGAGGAAAUCGCUGACUUGGUACCAUUCGCCACCAAGUCUUGUCUUGAACCAAGAAAGACUUUAGGGCUUUUCACCACCACCUUCAGAGCCAUUCUUGAUGCUGAAGAUCUUCAAGAACAUAUCCAAUCUGUUAAGAAAGCCCUUUAUCAUCGUGAUUAUCUCUUAGCCUUUGAUACAGACGACAAACGUCUUGCAUAUGCGGCCAGAUGGACCCCAGCACGAACGUUGGCCUAUGCUUCUCUCUUUUCAUCUUUUGCACCCAUUCGUGAACUUUUCUCUGAUCCAGAAAGAACCUCUCGUUGUCUUUCUAUAGGUGGAGGUGCCGGUGCAGAAGUGGCCGGGCUUGCAUCUGUAUUCUGUCGUCUUAAAGAAUUCCAUUCCACAUCUCCAUCGCUGCUCGAAAUUACCGCCAUAGACAUUGCUGAUUGGCUGCUUAUCGUUCGUAGUUUGACAACGUAUAUCAAGUCAAAUUGGGUUUAUGAUGCAUCUAAGGUUUCCACCUCUUUCCUUCAUGGCGAUGUACUUUCUACACCAGUAGACUAUUCCCAAUUCGAUCUCAUCACUCUUAUGUUCACCACCAAUGAACUCUUUUCCGAGAAAAGACCAGAAACAAUUAAACUCUUACAAACAUUGAAUAAAACUUGUCGUAAGGGAACGAUUCUUCUUAUUGCUGAAAGCGCAGGCUCGUACUCAAACAUUACUGUGGGCACAAAACAGUUCCCAGUGCAAUUCUUGGUAGAUAUGGUUCUUGUGGGCAAGCCAGGUGGCCCUGCUGGAGCAUGGUCUAUUGCCCAACAGAGUGAAAGUUGUUGGUAUAGAAUCAACACCCGUGAGGUUUCAUACCCAAUGAAGUUGGAAAACAUGAGGUUUUUCUAUCGUUUGUACAUUAAAAAUUAA